AUGAUCAGUCGGUCUGGACUUUUCAUGGAGCAGCAUGCUCGUCGUAUUCUCCUUGGUCUCGGCUUCAAAGAAGACGGAUUCGAGAGGAAAUUAUCUACGCUCUCAGGUGGUUGGCGUAUGCGAUGUGUGCUAGCCAUUAUUCUGGUCCAAGAUCCCGAUAUUAUGAUCCUCGACGAGCCAACCAAUUUCCUGGACCUUCUGGGAGUAGUAUGGCUGGAGAACUACCUGAAACAACCCCACGACACAUCAGAGACAACCCUCGUCUUGAUCUCACACGAUAGGGAUUUCGUCAAUACUGUCUGCGAGGAGAUUGUCAUCCUCAGAGACCAGAAACUAACUUAUUUCCGAGGAAACCUGUCGGCGUACGAGCAAGAUUUCGAGGAACAGAAGCUUUACUUGGGACGCAUGAAGGAGGCCCAAGAGCGGCAGGUUGCACAUAUGGAAGCUAGUAUCCGGGAGAACAUGAAGAUUGGGAAGAAGACCAAUGACGAAAACAAGCUGCGGCAAGCUAAGUCGCGGCAGAAGAAAGUCGAUGAUCGGAUGGGUCUACAAGUCAGUGCCAACGGGGGGCGUUUCAAACUGAAUCGUGAUCUAGUCGGAUUCCAUCUCCAUAGUCGAGCUGAGAUCGACAUCCCGACAGAUGAAAAGGGCGCGACUAUGAGUUUGCCCGAUGCGACGGAGUUGCGGUUCCCCGGACCAUUGGUAUCGCUUGAGGGUCUUGUUUUCCAGUACAAGAAAACUGACCGCGUCAUCCUGGACAAUGUGAACUUGGUCGUUCACCUGGGCGAUCGUGUCGGGAUCAUGGGCCUUAAUGGCUCGGGGAAGACGACCCUGCUCCGUGUUCUGACGGGGCAUGUAUGCCCUUCCAAGGGCAAACUGUCAAUUCACCCCCGGCUGAAAGUGGGUUACUAUAGCCAGCAUUCCGUGGAAGAGAUGCAGGAGCGUUGCCGAGGCGACCCUAGUUUAACUGCACUGGGAUUAUUUACGAUUGAGACCGAAGGGUCCCUGAACGGGGGCGCUAUCAGAGGUCUACUUUCUUCUAUGGGGCUAGCAGGUCGUGUUGUAUCUGAUGUCCCUGUUGCCAAACUAUCAGGUGGACAAUUGGUCCGCCUUGCAUUAGCUCGAAUCGUCUGGGAUGCACCACAGCUUCUCAUUCUAGAUGAAAUUACCACGCAUUUGGAUUUCCACACUGUCACUGCAUUAGCUACAGCUCACUCCUCCUUCAAUGGCGCCGUGCUUCUGGUUUCACACGACCGUUUCCUUGUUCGUUCUGUGAUUGAGGGCAAACGAGACACCAAGUACAAACUUGACGAAGAAUUCGAAGGACUCGACGAAGAGACCGACGAAACGCCAAGGCGUCGAUCGAUCUAUGUGAUUAAACAAGGCAAGAUGAACGAACAGAAAAAUGGGGUGGAGCAGUUCGAAAAGAGCCUGGUGAAGCAGGUGCAGAAGUUGUUGCCAGCUAUGGAUUAG
This is a messenger RNA of Penicillium digitatum Pd1, 1473 nucleotides long. Its product is annotated as ABC-F family ATP-binding cassette domain-containing protein. Gene Ontology annotation, molecular function: ATP binding; ATP hydrolysis activity. The record is from RefSeq and is a predicted model, not a curated record. NCBI's taxonomy places the organism in Eukaryota, Fungi, Ascomycota, Eurotiomycetes, Eurotiales, Aspergillaceae.